This is a messenger RNA of Bemisia tabaci, 5266 nucleotides long. RefSeq names its product non-lysosomal glucosylceramidase. Gene Ontology annotation, biological process: carbohydrate metabolic process; glucosylceramide catabolic process. The record is from RefSeq and is a predicted model, not a curated record. Gene Ontology annotation, molecular function: beta-glucosidase activity; glucosylceramidase activity. Gene Ontology annotation, cellular component: membrane. NCBI's taxonomy places the organism in Eukaryota, Metazoa, Arthropoda, Insecta, Hemiptera, Aleyrodidae.
GAGCUCACCUGUUCAAUUUGUUGAAUUUCAAUAUCAUUAUCAUUAUUAUCAAUACCUGUCGAAGUGUCAAGCUGUCGACAGAUGUAAAGUUCUGUGAUAUUUUCUCGCAAUGAAUAAUUUGUCUUUUUAUUUUAAUUUCAAUUUUAUUCCCAGUUUUUAAUGAUGUCUGUUCUCAGUGAUUUUGAAAAGGUUCCUCAAUUUGGGUGGAAAGUUAAUCUUGAUCAUACGUACGAAGAACACAAAUCUCCUUUCUGUCUGCCCAGAAUCAAACAGAUCAUCUAUCUUCUUCCUCUGUUGGUUCGUUAUUUUAUUUAUAACGUAUCAUGUAUCAUUUGUGGAAGAGUUCCUGUGAUGGAUUUCUUGCGUCUCAGAAAAGCCCAACAAAAGUAUGGAGUACCCUUUGGUGGCAUUGGUGGAGGGUCGAUUGGCCGAGGAUUCCGGGGUGAAUUUUGCCGUUUUCAAAUGAUACCCGGGCUGUAUGACUAUGACACCGCUGAAGCCAAUCAGUUCAUUUUGACCAUUAGAGAUGAGGACAAGAAGACAGUUUUCCAGCAAGUUUUAUCUGCUGCUGUGGAACCCAGAAAGAGUGGUGCAUUGUCAAGCUGGGACUGGAAUUUUCCCGGUAAAAACGCAAGUUAUACUGGUUUGUUCCCUCGCUCUUGGACCGAGUACAAUAUACCGGAGCACAAUCUUAGAUUAAUUUGUCGCCAAGUUUCUCCUGUUAUUCCACACAACUACAAGGAUAGCUGUUUGCCAGGAGGAGUUUUUCUUUGGACGUGUGAAAAUAAUAGCGAUACCUUGAAAAACGUAACAAUUACCUUUACUUUUAGCAGUGGCUGUGGAAACAACAAACAUGUUUCAGAUUCAUGCGAAACAGACUCUUUCUCUUCCAAGGGGAAUCUCGCUCAAGUAUCAGGUGCUACAAUUAAACAGAAGCUUAACAAUAUGAAUUGUUCCUAUUCUAUAGCUGCUCUCAAAAAUGUUGAGCAGAAUAUUACUGUCACUACAUAUUUUGAUCCAGCUGGAAGUGGUGAAACUCUCUGGGAAACUUUAAAAUGUGAUGGAAAUUUGAGCGCCUUGAACCAAACCAGUCAUAUUGGAAAAAAUGUUGGUGUAGCUGUUGCCUGUGAAUGCCAAAUUAGUCCAGGAGGUGCUAGCAACGCACAAUUUGCUCUCACUUGGGACAUGCCUGUGAUAAAAUUCCUUGAAAGUCCCAAAACUUUUACAAGGUACUACACAAAAUAUUUUGGUUCAGAAGGUAGUAACAGCCCCAGUAUGUGUGAAUAUGCUCUAGAAAAUUACACAAAGUGGGAAAAAGAAAUUUUUCAAUGGCAGCAACCAACUCUUAAUUCUACAACUUUACCCAGUUGGUACAAGAGUGCUAUUUUCAAUGAACUGUACUAUGUUGCUGAUGGCGGUACGCAAUGGCUUCUCAUGGAUGAUGUAGAUGAACUUCCAUCUACUGAUAUACGGAUAGAGUACGGAAGGUUUGGCUACCUCGAGGGACACGAGUACAUGAUGUAUAACACGUACGAUGUUCAUUUUUAUGCAUCUUGGGCUUUGAUCCAGUUGUGGCCUCGUUUACAAGAAAGUAUUCAGUAUGAGUUUCGAUCGACAAUUGAUUAUCAAUCGCUGGAUACAAGGAAGAACUUAUACAAUGGAAAACCCAUGUAUAGAAAAGUGAAGCACACCAUACCUCAUGAUCUCGGCGCUCCAGGAGAAAAUCCCUGGCUAGAAAUAAACGCUUAUCCUGUCCACGAUGUGUGUGAGUGGCGUGAUCUCAAUUUGAAGUUUGUUCUUCAGUGCUACAGAGAUUAUUCGUUGACCAAAAAUAUCAAGUAUCUAGGAGACAUGUGGCCUCAGUUGAAUUCAGUCAUGGAAUAUUCGCUUAAGUGGGAUUCCGAUAACGAUGGAAUGAUUGAAAAUGGAGGUUUCCCAGAUCAGACGUAUGAUGCAUGGACAAUGACAGGUGUCAGUGCUUACUGUGGAAGUCUAUAUUUUGCUUCCUGCUUUGCCAUGAGCAAAAUGGGAGAGGCACUUGGUGACGCUGAAGCAUCGGCUCUGUACCACACAAGGUUCUCAACUGCAACUGAAGUAUUUGUAAAAAAACUAUGGAAUGGCCAGUAUUACAAUUUUGAUUGCUCUAGUGGACCAGGGCACCAGUCAGUUAUGGCAGAUCAGCUGUGCGGCCUAUGGUAUUUGCGAGCUUCUGGGGUCAAAGAUGAAAUUCUUCCCAACGAUCAAGUCAAGAGUGCUUUGCAAACCAUUUUCAAUCUGAAUGUCAAAUGUUUUCAAAACGGCACGAUGGGUGCUGUGAACGGAAUGCUUCCCGAUGGCAGUAUUGAUGUCUCUGCAAUUCAGAGCGAGGAAAUGUGGACGGGUGUCUCAUACGGUCUUGCCGCAUUUUUCAUUCAUGAGAAUAUGGAAUCGGAGGGAUUCACUACAGGUGCUGGAGUUUACAAAACGACCUAUUACACAACUGGACUAGCUUUUGAAACCCCAGAAGCUUUCUAUGAAAACAAGAAGUAUCGCUCAAUCGGCUACAUGCGACCACUCUCUAUUUGGGCGAUAAAUCGUGCAUUGACUCCGUCUUGAUUAAAAGAGUCAUCGAAUCUCAAGAAAAAUUAUUCCUACGAACUUUUGUAAGCUCUUCACUUCUUAAAGUUCUGUUUGUUCCCCUCAGGUAUGGCAUAUGCUAAAUCACUUUCUUUAGUUGUAAUUGAUAUAUCACCAAAUUGUUCUGUCCGUUUGAUGAUUUGUCACUACAAAGUAAUUUUUUCGAACAAUCUAGAAGUUAGGGUACAUGUUACUAGUCAGAACACAGAAUGCUGUAUUUAAAUAAUGAAGACUAAACACUUUUCUCUCGUCAAAAACUGUUGACUCCAUUUAUGGCGCUUUGAGCCCCUGCUUCAGUGUUUUGAGCCCACUCAAUUGAAGAAAUGUAUCAUAUUUCCAUGUUAAAAAGACUUAUAAUGAAAGAACCAUAUUGUCACUUAGAAUUUUAAGCAAUACACUCUGCUCAGCACUGCGGAGAAUAUUGGCUUCCUUUUAGCACAUGCAAGACUUUUCAAUUGCGGUCAUCAUUUCUGCUAUUUUUAUUGCAACAUUCCAGAAUCAAGGUAUCCAAAUACAUACCUUUUUUUUUCAAUUUCGAAACAGACUUAGCAAUUUAUAUCUUCUCAAAGUUUUAAUGUGAAUUUCAAUUGAAAGACAUAAAAGAAGACUUUUUAUUUUGAACUUUAGAGCUUUUAAUUUCUGUACAUUUAAAAUAAUACCGAGACUUCAUUGCAAUUUUGGUUUGUUCAUCAUAGUUCCAAUACUUUCUUUGCAAGUUCCUAGAUUUCUUUCAAGUAUCAAAAACUGUUAAGGCUGAUUUUUUCAAGAAUAAGGAUUCCGUUUUUGAGCUGAUUCUUGCUGAAUAUCCUUUUAAUGUCUACUUAAUCAAGCUAUAAAUACUUGGUGAGCAAGAUUCUAAAGUCAGCAAAAAAGUAAACAGAUAAUCUUAGUCCUUAUACUCUGUGUGUUUCUCAGGCGCUUUUGAUACCUAGGCUGGAAGGUGCCGAGUUGAGAAAUUACGGAUAAGUCUAGCAUGCCAUAAAGGAAACUAAAUCGUGGACAGUCUGAAUUUACAUGAUUUCAAGCUGAAUUUGGAGGUAAUGUUGAGAGUAAUAGAACUUGUAGUUGACUGGGGCUAACAAAAUCCGAACUCAAGACUCUUCCUCUAUAAAUUACGCACAAUGUAAAGAGAGGGUCAGUUUGAACCUGACAGUCAGAAUAGUUUUUUAUUUUUAUUUUGUUAUUGCCUUGUAAGUAUUGUUGGAAUGAAUGUUACCAUCAUAAAAGUGAAUGUACAACCAUGUUACUUUCAUCAGUGCUUUUGUUAAUUUGCAAUAUAAUGCCGCCCUUCUUUUUACCUGAGCAGAUGACUCGCAUUGCCCCUUUACUAGGUCUAGGUCUAGGCAGAGAACGAUGAAUUUUUUAUGCUAUGCUUCUUGAGUUCUUUAGACAAUUUCUAUUGCCCCAGUCUAUUCCAGGAAUAAUUUCCAAGCAAAGGAACUGUUUUGUCAUUUCCUUACUUCCAAAUAAAAAGUGAGUAGUCUGUUGAAUUCGCCCACUAGUCCGUUGAAUUACAUAUCAGUAGCCUGAUACAGGAAGACCCUAACUCCAUUCCAGCCACUUCCAGUUGUCAAGGUAUAACUUCGUAUCAGCUUCAAUGAUUCUAACAAAAACCACAAUUUUUAGAACUUCACAUCUCAGAACUGGCGAUAGUUCGGAUAUUAUUUUUGUGGACAUGGAAAGAAUGGACAUUUAAGAAUUCUGACACACCAAUGGCUUAGUAUGUACUCCCAAAAAUGUGACGUAGGUGCCCUUUUUAUUCUGGAAUACUUAUAUGUUCUUUCACUGCAGUAAUUUGGUUAAUAGGUAUAGAUGAACUUUUGUACAAAACUGUUGAGGGAUAGUAAGACUUGUAUACUAUUAUGUAAAUAACAUUUUUUGAAUAAUGGUUUAAUUUAUGUACUUUUCUGGUGUUUUCUGUGAUUAUGUGUAAGGCCUUGUCUCCCCAGGACCGUUUCAUGAGAUUCGCCGCAGGGUCGAUUUGCAAGAAAGAACCUUCGGCGAUUUUCUGCAGUUACCGUCUCUGCCGGGCAGAGCUCUCAUAUUUGCUUUCAACAAGUUUGUGUGAGAAAAUAAAUUAGUAAAAAUCGAAUAACUAAAGUAAUAAUUGUAGACAACGAACAAUUUAACAAAUUAUUUAAAUGAAAUGAACAAGAACAAUCGAGUGAACAACAAAAUAUCAUACAAUUUGCUUUCACUUCUUUUUUCUCUCUUACUUGGUCUUGGAGGUCUACAAGGACCCCACUUAGUAUUACAAUUAAUUUUGAGUUAGUCAAUGUAAAUGAAACUUCGUAAGUGCAACUUUUCACUGCAACAAAUCGGGAAACGUCUCAAGGAGACAAGGCCUAAGUAUUCCUUCAAUCGAAAUUUUAAAUUAAUUUCAUUAUUAAUUUUUCUGAAUUUAGUUAUGGAAAAUGGUGAAAAAUAAAUAAGCAUGCACUCAUUGAUAAAAUGAUAAUAAAUUUGAUUUAUGCUUGAAUUAUUGCCCUGAAAAGAUAGGGUUCAAGUGCCUCAAAAAUGUCAAACCAUUCUAAGCCUCAAAAAUGUUAUUUUAUAUCUAAUUAGACAGAAACCUCCCUUUUCUGGAAACUUCUUGUAGCCUGUAACACACAUACGUAGAGGAGAAUAAAGGUGCUGAAAUGAAAUAUAA